This is a messenger RNA of Schizosaccharomyces japonicus yFS275, 762 nucleotides long. Its product is annotated as siroheme synthase. The record is from RefSeq and is a predicted model, not a curated record. Gene Ontology annotation, molecular function: precorrin-2 dehydrogenase activity; protoporphyrin ferrochelatase activity. The coding region runs from base 1 to 762 and encodes 253 amino acids. The transcript is spliced from 4 exons. Gene Ontology annotation, biological process: siroheme biosynthetic process. NCBI's taxonomy places the organism in Eukaryota, Fungi, Ascomycota, Schizosaccharomycetes, Schizosaccharomycetales, Schizosaccharomycetaceae.
AUGUCAAAACAAGAACAAAAUUUCCCACCGAUAACGCCUCACGGUUCUCUCAUUCUUGCCUGGCAAAUUAAGGACAAAAAAGUUCUCGUGGUCGGAGGAGGAUUUAUUGCUGCAGGACGUGUUCUUCAUGCACUAGAUGCAGAUGCCUUGGUAACAGUCGUCUGUCCUGAAAAAGGAUUAAACGACGAAGUUCGUUGGCGUGUACAAAAUAAAGAGGUCGUGUGGAAAGACAAAACUUUCACAGACGAUGAUUUGGAAGAGGACACAGCUAUGAAGCAAACGUAUUCCCGUAAUGUUGCCGAUGUGCGUCAAGAAUGCGACUUUUACUUCGGCUCAGAGGUUCGAGAUGGUCCUUUGCAAAUCAUGGUAAGCACAAAUGGAAACGGACCAAAGCUGGCAAACCUGAUUAAGCAGCGAAUUAAAGCGUCAAUUCCAGACAAUUGCGGAUUAGCACUCCAGAAAGUAGGUCAAUUACGUAGCCUGUUGCGUUCAAAGUUUCCCGAUCCCAACUUGUCAAAAAAACGCAUGCGUUGGAUGAAAUGUGUCAGCGAACACUGGUCAUUUGACGAAAUCGCAUCCUUGGAUGAAGACAUGAUGCAAGAACUCGUUGAAAACUUUCCCAACUUUGUCCCCACCUUUUCGAUUCUAACUCAUGCCGAAGACAAGCAGCAACCGAUGCUUCAAAAUAUCAUUUGGUAUGGCACCCUCGUGGCCGGCGUGCUUUUCGCUGCAAGCCGAUUCUUAACACCAAGAUCCAACUAG